Mytilinidion resinicola is the source of this 1503-nucleotide messenger RNA. Its product is annotated as MFS general substrate transporter. The coding region runs from base 1 to 1428 and encodes 475 amino acids. NCBI's taxonomy places the organism in Eukaryota, Fungi, Ascomycota, Dothideomycetes, Mytilinidiales, Mytilinidiaceae. The record is from RefSeq and is a predicted model, not a curated record. The transcript has 4 exons.
AUGGCCACUGAAAUCAAACACAGCGUAGCUUCGCCAGCUUCAACGCCAGAAUCCGAGGAUGUGCGUUCAACCUCGAGUACCCGAAACUACAGCUGGUUCCGUGGAGUCUUCUUCAACGCAACUAUCGUUGGCGUGGCGGCUUUCACGGCACCAGGACUAUGGAAUGCUAUGCAGGCAGUUGGUGCUGGAGGACAACAAACUCCGUAUCUUGUCAUGGCUGGUAACGCGAUUCUGUUCGCGCUGAUGACAUUUACGUGUCUAGCUGGCAGCGUCCUUGCGAACCGAUUCGGACUGAAAGCGGCCUUCAUCUUUGGAACAUCUGGUUACGUGCUCUACUCAGCUGCCCUGUACUGCAACAACCGCUACAGAACGAAGUGGUUCAUCUAUCUCGGCUCGGCCGCCUGCGGUAUUACAGCUGGAGUCUUCUGGGCCGCAGAGGGUGCCAUAAUGCUGAGUUAUCCCGAACCAAAGAACAGGGGUAAGUACCUCGCGUACUGGCUUGCGUAUCGAAAUGGUGGAUCGAUCAUAGGUGGUGUAAUCAACCUGGCCUUCAACUAUGCUGGAAAGAAGACGGGAAAACUGAAUUGGCGAACUUACAUUGUCUUUGUCGUGCUUCAAUGCUUCGGACCCGCAGUAGGAUGCCUACUAUCACCACCAGAAAAGGUUCAACGGCGAAACGGCACAAAAGUUCAAAUCUCGGAACGGAUUCAUACCAAAGAUGAGAUCAAAGCAAUCUUGAAGCUGCUGACGCGGAAAGACUUCCUCCUAGUCGUCCCCUUCUUCAUCUACGUAACCUGGAACCAGCCCUACAUCUCCGCCUACGUCUCCCUCUACUUCAGCGUACGCGCCCGAGCCCUCGCUUCCCUCGUCGGUGCCGUCUCCCAAAUCUGUGCCACUCUCAUCAUGGGCUCUUUCCUGGACUGGCAACGCCUCUCCCUCAACACCCGCGCCAAGGUCUCCUACAUUGCCAUGAUGUCGCUCAUCGGCGGAUGCUGGGUCUGGGGAAUCGUCGUCCAGCGCGGCUACUCCCAUCACAAGCCCGCACUCGACUGGAACGAUGCAAGCUUCGGCCGCGGGUGGGCGCUUUAUGUGUUCUGGCAGGUGAACUUCGCGCUGACUUACAACUACGGGUAUUGGUUGGUAGGAUACAUGGCGAAAGAGAAUCGGGAGAUAGUGCGGUAUACAUCGGUGGUGCGGGCCGUGGAGGCGGCUGGGCAGUGUGUAGCGUCUGGGAUCAGUUCGACGAAGACGCCGUUAAUUCGAGAGACGGGGGUGAACUUUGCGCUUUGGGGGCUGGCGGUCAUACCGACGUAUCUUGUUGUGAGGAAUAUCGGGGUAACGCUUUAUGGUGCGGAUGGGGAGAAGGGCGAGGAUGAGACUCCUAAGCUUGCGGAAGGGGGUGUGAAAGAAAUUCAGGUUAAGCAUUGAAUGCUUUGGUAGACAUUAAAAGCUUGAGUACAAAGAUACUAUAGAAGUGUCGGUAGUUAUGGUCAAUAAUCAUAC